This is a messenger RNA of Aspergillus mulundensis, 1512 nucleotides long. RefSeq lists its product as uncharacterized. Bases 1 to 1512 code for a protein of 503 amino acids. The transcript has a single exon. The record is from RefSeq and is a predicted model, not a curated record. NCBI's taxonomy places the organism in Eukaryota, Fungi, Ascomycota, Eurotiomycetes, Eurotiales, Aspergillaceae.
AUGCUGUCCCCCUCGACCUGCUCGCUCUCGAGGCCAGCCCCUCCCGUCCAGCCCUCGCAGUCUCUCGAAGGCAUGGAGAAGGUCAUCCCCCCUGGCCUCCCCGUCCCUUACGCCCACACCGUCUCCCGCCUGCACCUGGACAAGCCUCUGCCCGACCUCCCCGAGAACCCGCCAACACCGUUCAUCGGCUCAACCGCCUGGAGCGACGACAGCAGCACCGUCAACAGCUUCGACGACGACCACAGCGUGUCCAGGCCAAGGACCGCCGAGAGUUACCCCGUCUUCGUCCGGUCAGGCUCGGCCGAUCUGCCCGAUUUCGUCGAUCCCUCCGUCCCCGUCUCCGUCUCCCCGCUGGACCGCACCGCGUCUCCAUCCGCAGACCCAUAUCACCAUGAGAUCCACCAGAAGACUGUCCCCAGACUUACUUUCUUGAACACUGAGGAAACACCGCCGGGGUAUACUGGUCCUACGCCGCAGCCGCAUUGGAAUCCAACUCCCCAAGCUGGCCCGAAUCACUACUUCCGCGAGAAGAAGUGGGAUUUCUUCCCUGAACUCGCUCCGUCGGGUUUACCCCAGAAUCACAACUCACCCCGCACUUGCACAAACGCCCCGCGCCCACGCAAGAAGGACAGUGGACGCUCACGAUGGAUUGCUCUACCGUCGGAAACCGGAGCAGCGAUAGCUAACGACGUCCGCAACUCCUUCCGCUACAUCCAGCGCCGUCUCUCGCGCCACUCCCUCGAAAAGGAAAAGUCCAAGGAAAACCAGCGGCCCACAACGGCCCCGAACCCAGUCGUAUACCCCCGCAGUCCGUACCCAGUCGACCCAUCGCCUCGAAGCCAAACAGCCCCGUUACCCGACGCCGACCGCGACAGCUUCACACCGUACAGCCAUACCAGCGCAGACCCGCUGUGUGUCGGCCACUGCGAGAAGCAAGCGGUGUCCAACACAGACAUCUCCCUCACCAGCACCCCAACCGGCUCCACGAUCUCCGACCAGUCACUUAUCGCACUGGAAAGAGAAAGCCACCUCGAAAUGCCCGUGCCCCCGAACAAGCAACCCGCCGUCCCAACCUCCCUCUAUCAACGCUACGGCGCCGCUAUCUGGGAUAAAUCGGGCAAGGAGAAGAAACGGCUCAGCUACCCUCGCCAGACCCCACGCGUGCGGUUCCCAAAAUACCGGAACAGUGGACGUCGGGAAUCGUCAAUCAGGGAUAACGCUGCCUUGUCUGUGUCACCCCUCAACCCCAAGCCCUCGGCCUCCUCGCCAGCCCUAGUUUCAGGGUCAGGGUCCGGCCUACAUCAGGGAACCCGGCACGCGGUGAAAGUCCUACAAGACGGAACCAGCCACGUGCUCGUCGCGAUUGACGGGGCGAGAAAGAAGAUCAUCCACUCGGGAUCCGGCAACGCAUCCGAAGCGAAGCUGGAUAAGAAGCGGACGGAGCUGAAGUCCCAGAUCCGGCUGAUUGGGCCGGUCAAUCCGUAUUCUCACGGAAGCGAUCCUUGGAUCUGA